Myxocyprinus asiaticus (Chinese sucker) is the source of this 2368-nucleotide messenger RNA. RefSeq names its product MARVEL domain-containing protein 1. The coding region runs from base 934 to 1422 and encodes 162 amino acids. The transcript has a single exon. The record is from RefSeq and is a predicted model, not a curated record. Gene Ontology annotation, cellular component: membrane. Gene Ontology annotation, biological process: myelination. Lineage: Eukaryota; Metazoa; Chordata; Actinopteri; Cypriniformes; Catostomidae. Gene Ontology annotation, molecular function: structural constituent of myelin sheath.
AUUUUUAAGCUUGUUUUACUUUGAAAGUCUAAAAGUAAUUGUUGCAUGUGCCACCUGCCUGUAUAUUUGUCUGUUAGGUCAGUGGUUCUCAACCGAUGGGUCACGACCCAAAAAUGGGUCGCAGGUCUGUUCUGAUCAGGUUAAAUACAAAUAUUGCUUGCAACCAACCAUAUACUGUACAUGUGCAUACUGUAGUUAGGCUAGCCAAAUAAAUAGGAAUGAGAGCAUAAAACCAUCAAAAUUUAAGAUACAUUUAGAACACAAUGUAAACUACAAAGUAAUUUCUCCAGUUCAGCAUGUCAUGUUAACAAUUUUGCAUAUUGUUGGGCCUGUACACAUGGUAAUAUUAAAUGGAUAGUUAACCCCAAAAAAUAACAUUUACUUUCCCUAAUUUUGUUCCAAACCUGUGUAUCUUUCUUUCUUGGAACACAAAAGGAGAUGUUAUUUUCCUUUACUUUUGUACGCUAAACAAUUUUGGUACUGUGAUGGUGUCCAAUGUAAAAUCUGUGAGCAAAACCAGCUGAGAACCACUGUGCUAAACCAUUUGAACUGUGUGGAGAGAAUGUUAUAUGUACACACAGGAAUUCUUUCACUAACUGACUGGAGGAGAAGGAGAAGGAAGGGGUUAGAGUUUCAGUCCAGCCCCCUGUCCAGUCCCUCCUCCUGGUCUCUGCUGCAAAAGAGGGGGAGGGAGACACAACGUUACAGCUACCACAGAGGAAACGGAAUAGACGAAACAGACUAAAGUAAUUUCAAAACCCCGGGGCCGUGCUGAAGCUCCACUCUCUGUGUGUUUUCAGCCACGCUAUCUUUCUUUAGAACCCCUGUCAGCUGCUUGUUUCCCUCCUGUUUGCUCUUUGUUAUCCUUUCUCCCUUUGUGGCAAGCAGCCACCACCCUAACCACCAGGAGAAGAUCUCUUCAACAAAGAGGAGAUGCCCCCACAGCCACAGGUGAAGAGAAGUUUCCUGGAAUUCCUCAAGAGCUUUGUCGGGAUUGUACGGGUCCUCCAGAUCCUGCUUGGAGCUGGGCUUUGGGUCACCAUCGCAGCCAACAAGUAUGAGGGCUCCAUUCACUUUGUACUCUUCGUGGCUGUGUUCUUCUGGCUCCUGACGUUAGCCAUCUUCCUCAUUACUCUACUGGACAAACAAGACCUUGUUCCUAUCGUAGGAGGAGAACGCUGGUUGUUAAGCAACGUGAUACAUGAUGUUGCUGCUUUUCUGCUGUAUCUGUCAGCGAUUGGAAUCAUGAUCUACAAAACCGACAAGAACUCCUACUGUAACCUAGACGUCUACAAACAUCACUGCUUGUACAAGGUCUACCUCACCGCCUCGGUCUUCGCCUGCCUCUCUGCCAGUGUCUAUCUGCCCUCGGCUAUCUACGGCUGCUGCAGGAAAUGUCGAGGUGAACAGACUGUCGUGUGAACGUGAAAAUCCCAGGCGGCAGACAGUUAGAGACAGCAGCAUUCCUCACAGGAAACCUUGUCACUGAGAGAUGGUGGGGUCUUUUGCUCUGGUUGAACUCGGCAAGCGUUUGGAGAUUAGAAAAACAUUUCUUCAAAGCAAGAAAUUUCUUAACAACUAUCUUAUGUUCCAGUAAAGAUAUCUACACAUCCUUAAUACAAGAUCAGUUCACUUGAGAAAUAAAACUGAGUCAGAUAAUAAGACUUGUUUUCAAAGAAGGUAUCUCAAAUUAUCUUCAAUCUUGAACAUAAACCUCACAUACUGUAAUUUCAUUAGAUUUAUGCUUAAAGCAAGAGAAAAACUAUUUGCCAAUGGGGUAAGAAAAUGUGCUUAAUUGAAGAUCUCUUAAAAUCUUAAACAAUUUAGUUUCUCAAGGAUGUUUAGAUAUGUUUACUGGAAAGCAAGACAAGGAAUUUUUUGUAAGUGUUUUCUCUUGAAGCAGAGUGUUUGAUCCCUUAUCUCAGGCUUUCAGGGUUUGUUGCUUUUUAUACAGUUUUAGAUAAUUUAAAGAGCUUUUUACCUUCUGAAGUCAUGCAUAGAAGUCUAUUUUACACUUUUUGUAUGUUUUUUGUGCUUUCGGGGUUUUAUAUACUAAUCAAUGUAAAGUUUUAUUUUUUGUAUUUUAUACCUUGCAACUUUGUAGCAUCAUGUUUUGUUAUUUUAGCUUUUGAUGAUGUAGACAUAAAACAGUGCCUGCUUUAUUGACUCAUCAGUGUGUUUCAUAAACCAUGUUGGUGUACAUUACUGUUUGGCAAUCCUAAUAUGAAUCACAUCAAAUAUCUCCACUUGAUUAGCAUUUAAAAGAGGUAAAAUAUACAGUAUAAUACAGUUUUGAUGUACAGAGUGUAAUGUGUAGCCAUCAAACAGGUAAUAAAAAAGACAAAACAAGGAGCACAUAAAAAUUUAA